Messenger RNA from Cucurbita pepo subsp. pepo (vegetable marrow), 1137 nucleotides. RefSeq names its product reticulon-like protein B1. Gene Ontology annotation, biological process: response to bacterium. Lineage: Eukaryota; Viridiplantae; Streptophyta; Magnoliopsida; Cucurbitales; Cucurbitaceae. The record is from RefSeq and is a predicted model, not a curated record.
AUUGUCAUUUCUUUUCAAAUUCCUUCUUCUUCUGUCUUCUAAAACCCUAGUCGCUCUCGAUCGAGUUGCUUGAUUUUCUCUUUGAGAUUUCGGUCACUGGAAUUAAUCAACCAUGUCGGACCAUUCUGAAAACGCUGAACCGAAAUCGGAGUCUUUGAUCGACAAGAUUGUCGAGAAGAUUCACGAUCACGAUUCAUCUUCAUCGUCAGGAUCAGACUCCGAAACCGAGGGAUCGGCUUCGUCCUCAUCCUUGAAGGAGAAGGUCUUCCGGCUUUUCGGAAGGGAGAGGCCAGUUCAUCAUGUAUUCGGUGGUGGCAAACCUGCUGAUUUAUUCUUGUGGAGGAAUAAGAAGAUCUCAGCCGGUGUUCUUAGUGGAGCCACUAUCAUCUGGGUUUUCUUUGAAUUGCUCGAGUGCCAUCUGCUUACGUUUGUUUCACGCUCUCUGAUCCUCGCUCUUGGGCUCUUGUUCCUUUGGUCUAAUGCCCACACAUUUAUUUACAAGAGUGCACCCCGAAUCCCAGUUGUUCAACUUCCUGCGGACCCCUUUCUGGAGUUUGCUUCAACUUUGAGAGCGGAAAUUAAUUGUGGUAUUGCAUUAUUACGGGACAUUGCAACUGGAAGAGAUUUGAAGAAAUUCAUCACGGCAAUUGCUGCCCUGUGGGUUCUGUCGAUUGUGGGAAGCUGGUGCAAUUUCUUGACGUUGUUCUACAUAAACUUUGUUUUGUUGCACACCGUCCCAGUUGUGUAUGAGAAGUAUGAAGAUAAGAUCGACCCAUUAGCGGAAAAAGCAUUAAUAGAGUUCAAGAAGCACUACGCUGUGUUUGAAGAGAAGGUUCUGAGCAAGAUUCCAAAAGGGCCAUUCAAAGGCAAGAAGGCUUAAACUGGCUUCGGUGUCUUCUUCCCUCACACAAAGCGGUAACCACAUGUUUAUUUAUCUCUCUCGUUGUCUUUAGUUUUAGUUGUUCUUCAAUCAUUGGGGUGGUUUUCGCUAUUUAGUGGGCGUGUUCUUCAGGUGUUGAAUUUGUAAGUUAUCAAUUGUAUGAAACUUUUUUGAAGAGAGUACUUUGGUUUGUGUUAUUAGCUAAUACACAUUUUGUUCCCUUUGUUCCAAUAUGAGCCGUUUAUUUUAACAUUUAA